This is a messenger RNA of Pseudomassariella vexata, 600 nucleotides long. RefSeq lists its product as uncharacterized. NCBI's taxonomy places the organism in Eukaryota, Fungi, Ascomycota, Sordariomycetes, Amphisphaeriales, Pseudomassariaceae. The transcript has 2 exons. The record is from RefSeq and is a predicted model, not a curated record. The coding region runs from base 1 to 600 and encodes 199 amino acids.
AUGCGUUUCCAGGCCCCCCAGCUCGGUGCCCUGGGCGUCACCUUCACUGCCCUGCGUUUGAUGCAGUUUGUUUCACUCGUCACCAUCAUCGGACUCACUGCCAACUUCAUCAAUGAGAUUGUCACUGCACAGCGCGAGGCACCCGAUGUGCUCAUCGGCACCUUGACAGUGGCAAGCACGGCCACCCUUUACAUCGCCGUCACCUACAUUCUCUACUAUGAUGGCAUGCUUCCCCUCCUUAUCACAGCAGUCAUGGACUUCGCCCUCAUGGUCGCCACCAUCGUAGUAGCUGCUACCAUCGGCAAGCCCCUGUCGAUGCUCAAAUGCGAGGUCCUGGCCAAGGUCACUUCCAACCCGCUCUCCUCGGGCGCGACCUUCGUCGCCAGCAGCCAGGGCAUCACCUACCGCAACGUCAUCACCAAAGCCGUCAACUACUUCGCCUACGUGGCCGUCGACCGGCCCCACUGCUACGAGAUCAAGGCCGUCUGGGGCCUCAGCAUCGCUCUGUGUGUGCUUUUUGCCUUCUCGGCCGUUAUCUGCGUCGGCCUCUGGCGCCGCGUCAAGGGCGCCGCCGCCCUUGACAAGGACAUCGAGGGCUGA